AUGUUAAUAUUUUUAGAAAGAUAUAGAAACCCAUGCGACAAAGACAGCACUGGUACAUCCUCACUUCACAAGGCAGCUGCCAAUGGGCACUUGGAGUGUCUGCAGCUGUUAUCACAGCGUGGUGGCGAGCUGACACUACCUGACAUCACAGGCUGCACACCGCUGCAUUCUGCCGCCAGAAAUGGCCACCUAAAAACUAUUAGGUGGCUUGUUGAUGCAGGCAUAGACAUUAACAUUGAGUCCCGUAAAGGCAAAACAGCAAGGGAUGUGGCAAAGCAACAGGGAAACUUUGAAGUCGCCAAAUUCCUAAAAGAAGCUGGUCGUGAGAAGUUUGACUGGGAGAUGGGAGAUAAAUAUGGGAAACUCAACUAUGUGACUCACUGA
Asterias rubens (European starfish) is the source of this 384-nucleotide messenger RNA. RefSeq names its product ankyrin repeat domain-containing protein 65-like. Gene Ontology annotation, molecular function: protein binding. The transcript has 4 exons. Lineage: Eukaryota; Metazoa; Echinodermata; Asteroidea; Forcipulatida; Asteriidae. The coding region runs from base 1 to 384 and encodes 127 amino acids. The record is from RefSeq and is a predicted model, not a curated record.